AACCACUUUGUUAAUAACCGAUUCGACAUGGAUUGUUUACCCUCGUGUUUCAGAGUGCAGCUCCACGAGUAGACCUAGAACAUUUACUGCUAGCCUUUAUACACAUACCGGUCAAAGGCCUGUAAUUAUACGAGCUUUGUUUUGAAGGAACUAUCCAAACUUGAAGGCAAGGGGCUGUUUAAAAAGAGGAAAGGAACUUCGAGAGAGGUAGCGAGAGAGAAAAGGUGAAGGCUGGAGUGAUAGGAGGGGUAGAGAUAGUACGACCAUGGAUCUAUCAUCAUAUAGUGGUGAUGAUUGGGUAGAUCAUUCAGUACAUGGCAGUGUCUUCUACGAUGGAGUGAAGUUCAACGCCCUGGUCAUCCCGUCUAGCCUCGAGGCUUUGAAGACAUUCGAUGUCAGGGAGGAUGAUAUCUGGAUUAAUACCUACUCAAAGUCAGGAACUCACUGGGCAUCAGAGAUCGUUCAUCUAAUAUUGAACAAUGGUAAUCCUGAGACGAUCGACCGAACGACCACUCAAGGCAAUAUCGAGAUGAUCUACUUCGAGAAAGAUUCUUACGAUGAGGGAAAGACACGACAUCUACCCUUCUAUAAAAUCAUAGAAAGAGCUCCGUCACCUCGUAUUAUACAGACACAUCUACCUGUUAAAUAUCUUCCACCCGGCAUUGAUAACAAGAAGGCUAAAGUGAUCUAUGUUGCUCGGAACCCUAAAGAUGUGAUUACAUCUCUCGGUCGAUUCGUAGGAAAUACUAAGAUGGGUGAUUUCAUUAGGUGGCAAGGCGCUCUCAAGGAAUUCAUGGACGGAACAAGGAGUUAUGGGUCAUGGUUUGAUCACGUGAAGAUAUCGUGGAAUCUACGUCAUCAAGAAAACAGAUUCUUCAUCAAAUAUGAAGACAUGAAAAAGAACCCAUGGGACGCUAUCGAAUCUAUUGCCAAUUUUCUCGCACGCCCUCUCUCGGAGGAUAUCUUAGAGAAGAUCGUAAAAUACAGUUCGUUCAAAGAAAUGAAGAAGACUUAUACCAAGGUCGAGGAAGAGGGGAAAGUAGAACUCGUCAAAGCUAUGGGGAAAUACGCCUAUAUGAAUAAAGGUGUAAUCGCGAGCUGGAAGACCCGGUUCACAGUGAGCGAGAACGAAGAGUUCGACCGCGUCUAUAAGGAGAAAAUGGCUGACACCGACUUACAAUUCGAUUUUGAACAUGGAUUGUUUACCCUCGUGCUUCAGAGUGCAGCUCCACGAGUAGACCUGGAAACAUUUACUGCUAGCCUGUAUACACUAUCAUACCGGUCGAAGAACUGUACGAGCUUUGUUUUGAAGGAACCAUCCAAACUUGAAGGCAAGGGGCUAUUUAAGGAAGAGGAAAGGAACUUGGAGAGAGCCUGGCUAGAGGGAAAAGGUGAAGGCUGGAGUGAUAGGAGGGGUAGAGAUAGUUCGACCAUGGAUCUAUCAUCAUAUAGUCGUGAAGAUUGGGUAGAUCAUUCAGUACAUGGCAGUGUUUUCUACGAUGGAGUGAAGUUCAAUGCCCUGGUCAUCCCGUCUAGCCUCGAGGCUUUGAAGACAUUCGAUGUAAGGGAGGAUGAUAUCUGGAUUAAUACCUACUCAAAGUCAGGAACUCACUGGGCAUCAGAGAUCGUGCAUCUAAUAUUGAACAAUGGUAAUCCUGAGACGAUCGACCGUACGACCACGCAAGGCAACAUCGAGAUGAUCUACUUCGAGAAAGAUUCUUACGAUGAGGGAAAGACACGACAUCUACCCUUCUAUAAGAUCAUAGAAAGAGCUACAUCACCUCGUAUUAUACAGACACAUCUACCUGUUAAAUAUCUUCCACCCGGCAUUGAUAACAAGAAGGCUAAAGUGCUCUACGUUGCACGGAACCCUAAAGAUGUGAUUACAUCUCUCGAUCGAUUCGUAGGAAAUACUGAGAUGGGUGAUUUCAUUAGAUGGCAGGGUGCCCUCAAGGAAUUCAUGGACGGAACUAGGAAUUAUGGGUCAUGGUUUGAUCACGUGAAGACAUCGUGGAAUCUACGUCAUCAAGAAAACAGAUUCUUCAUCAAAUAUGAAGACAUGAAAAAGAGCUCAAGGGACGCCAUCGAAUCUAUUGCCGAAUUUCUUGGGCGCCCUCUGUCGGAGGAUACCGUAGAGAAGAUCGUAAAACACAGUUCGUUCAAUGAAAUGAAGAAGACUUAUAACAAGGUCGAGGAAGAGGGGAAAGUAGAACUCGUCAAAGCUAUGGGGACAUACUCCUACAUGAAUAAAGGUGUAAUCGCGAGCUGGAAGACCCGAUUCACGGUGAGCGAGAACGAAGAGUUCGACCGCGUCUAUAAGGAGAAAAUGGCUGACACCGACUUACAAUUCGAUUUUGAGUAGGCCUUUGGGCAACAAAAUAAUCUCCUAUUUUUAUCAUUAUUCAUGACCAUGGUACCUAUUCUACCUCAGACUCUGGUGAAAAAGCUUAAAUUCGAAGUAGUAGAAUUGGAUAUUGAAGGUAGACUAUCAUGAAAUACUCAAAUUAAUUAUUUAUGCUAACUGCUGUCUAGGAACUUAAUUGUAAUCGAUAAGUUGAAAUCUUAUUUUCCAUCUCAUGUCUUUAGAAUAUUAUAUUCAACUCUGUUUCUACAAUAUUUAAAUUACGGGGUGCUAGCGUGGGGGAAUUGUUCAAAACUAAAAUCGAUUCGAUUUACAUGAUCCAAAAGAGAGCAAUAAGAUUAAUAAAUCUGGCUAA
This is a messenger RNA of Strongylocentrotus purpuratus (purple sea urchin), 2717 nucleotides long. RefSeq lists its product as uncharacterized. Gene Ontology annotation, molecular function: sulfotransferase activity. Gene Ontology annotation, cellular component: cytoplasm. Lineage: Eukaryota; Metazoa; Echinodermata; Echinoidea; Camarodonta; Strongylocentrotidae. The coding region runs from base 266 to 2362 and encodes 698 amino acids. The transcript has 15 exons. The record is from RefSeq and is a predicted model, not a curated record. Gene Ontology annotation, biological process: sulfation.